Molecule: messenger RNA, 2834 nt
Organism: Gekko japonicus
Lineage: Eukaryota; Metazoa; Chordata; Lepidosauria; Squamata; Gekkonidae
Gene: HOXD3
Product: homeobox D3
Exons: 8
Coding region: 409-1542 (377 amino acids)
Biological process (GO): regulation of transcription by RNA polymerase II
Cellular component (GO): nucleus
Molecular function (GO): RNA polymerase II cis-regulatory region sequence-specific DNA binding; DNA-binding transcription factor activity, RNA polymerase II-specific
Source: RefSeq, a predicted model, not a curated record
CGGCUGCCUUUUUCUUCCCAGCCCCUACCUGCCUGCCUGCCUGCCUGUCCUGCCGCCUCUGGCUUCUCCGGUCUGGAGAAGGAGGACUCGGAUUGCUUUUCGCCAUGGAUUACCAAGACGCGUCUCGGCUCCGCGCCCUCGCGCCCCGGCAAUGGACGGGUGCGGGACCAUGGCUGCUCACCUCCAGCACAUCUCAGCGAUUUAUCCAAAGGAACCUGAAGAUCCUGAAGAUCCUACCAAAAGGCUUACAGACAAAAUUAAAGAAAAAACAUAAGCGUGGUGGCUCCGCGGGCAGCGACUGGCCCAGGCCCGAGACGUGAGGCGGGCGCGGCCGCCUGAGAGGGGGGGUGGCGGCGGCCACUUUCUGAGCGGGCGCCCGAGGCCUCGGCGAGCGCGGAGCCCCAGAAGAUGCAGAAGGCCGCCUACUACGACAACGCGGCGCUCUUCGGCGGCUACGGCGCCUACGGCAAGGCCGACGCCUACGGCUACACCUCGGCCCCGCCGCAGCCUUACGCCCAGCCGGCCCUCGACACCGACUACCAGCAGCAGCAGCAGCAGGCCCAGGCGCCGCAGCCCCAGGCCCAGCAGCAGGCCCAGGCGCCGCCCCCGGCGCUGCCCUCGCCCUCCCCGCCCAGCGCCAACCCCAUCCACGCGGGGCCGGCCAAGAAGGGCAAAGGCGGGCCCAACGCCUCCUCCGGCGGCUCGGCGGCCACCAUCAGCAAGCAGAUCUUCCCCUGGAUGAAGGAGUCCCGCCAGAACUCCAAGCAGAAAAACAGCUGCGCCCCUGCAGGGGAAUCAAACCGCAUGAAAACCCCUCCCGGGCCAGAAUGUCGAAGCGUCCGUAGAACCUACACCCGUUACCAGACCCUGGAGCUGGAGAAGGAGUUCCACUUCAACCGCUACUUGACCAGGCGUCGCCGGAUCGAGAUCGCCCACGCGCUCUGCCUGACCGAGCGCCAGAUCAAGAUCUGGUUCCAGAACCGGAGGAUGAAGUACAAGAAGGACCAGAAAGCCAAGGGGAUCCUGCACUCCCCGGUGGGCCAGUCCCCGGACCGCAGCCCGCCGCUCAGCGGGCCCAACCACGUCGCCUACUCCAGCCAGCUCCCCACCGUCAACAGCCUCGGCAGCUACGACGCCCCCUCGCCCACCUCCUUCGCCAAGUCCCAGCAGAACAUGUACGGCCUGGCCGCCUACACGGCGCCGCUCAGCAGCUGCCUGCCCCAGCAGAAGAGGUACCCGGGGGCCGAGUACGACCACCACGCCAUGCAGAGCAACGGCGGCUUCGCCAACCCCAGCCUCCAGGGCAGCCCCGUCUACGUCGGGGGGAACUUUGUCGACUCCAUGCCGGCCUCCGGCCCCAUGUUCAACAUCGGCCACCUUUCCCACCCGUCCUCGGCCAGCGUGGACUACAGCUGCGCGGCCCAGAUCCCCGGGAACCACCACCACGGACCCUGCGACCCCCACCCCACCUACACAGAUCUGACUUCUCAUCAUACAUCUCAGGGAAGAAUUCAGGAAGCCCCCAAACUGACGCACCUGUAGUAGUCUGGAAUGGAUUCCGAGAAAGAGACAGACAGAGAGAGUGAGAGACACAGAGAGAGAGAAAGAGAGAGAGAGAGAAAGGAAGGAAGUUUUGACAUGUUUUAAAUUACCUCACUCCCCUCCCGCCCCCCUUGAAGUAUUACUUUUGAGCAGCCUGAGUAUUAGUGGAUUUAUAUUUUGGGUCUCCUCAGUAAACAGUUAACACAAUCUUGUCUCUUCUUUGGUGACGACUCCUGUGUUGACAAAAAUGAUGAUGAUUUUUUUUUCUUUCGGUGGAGGGUUCUUUUAAACAUUUUUAGCCGUUCAGAAGCAUGACAGUGCAAUAUCCUUUUUCCCCCUCCUUAAAAAAAUAAAAUAAAAACACACCCUGACCAUAUACCCACAAAGAAGUCAUAACUGGUAAUGAUGUACUGGAAGGUAAGUUAUAGUAAUCUAUCAGUUUUUAGCAGCAAGCGAUUCUUGAAGAGGAGCUUACGUCUAUUGGGACCAAAAUGGAGACAUUUCCCAAAAGCUAAUUUAUAUUUUUUAAAAAAUUCUUCAGCAAUGUAAAAGAUUGCAUUGGACUUGAAUAAGAUGUAUUUAUUAUUUUAAGAGGAGCGGGUUUUUAUUUUUGUUUUUGUUAUGUAUCAUUGAUUAUUUAAUCCUGGUCUUCUUCAAUGUAUUUAUGUGGAUAUCCGUAGUUUCUUCACUGCCCCCUCCCUCCCCCAACUCGGGAAGAUUGAUUCAGGUCUUUGAUGGCUAUACAUCUCCCCCCCACCACCUAUUUAGUAUAUUUGGUCUGAAAUAGAAAGAGUAGUUUUGAACAGUUGUAACAGUGGCUGGUGUUUGUAGUUUGUGUAAGGAUUAAGUAAAACAGCAAAUUGUAAAUCAAGUCAUAAAUUAACACAAAACUGGAGCAUUAUACAGGGAGCCCUUACCUUUUUAAAAAUCUAAAAAAUAUAGUAAUUUAUUUCACAUUGUUUGGAACCAUUUUGAUCGCUUGUUUAGAAUUUAAAAAACACUCUGUUCAGGUUGGGAGUGUCUCUCAUUUAGCUUAAUCUGUCACCUCUGGGUUGUUUGAAUUCUGUUCUACAGGGAAAAAAACAAACUGAGAAACUGAGAACUUUUUGUCAGUUGCAACCCCCCCCCCCUGUUUUUGUCUGUUUUCCCCCAGAUAAAAUAGCAAAACGUUCACAUUUACAAGAUUAGGAACAAUAUAAAGGUGUAGACGGAAUUUGGAUUUCCAUAGAGCAACUCAGACUGCAACUGUCCAUUUCAUUGAAUAAAUAAUUAUGAUUUACAUUUUAUUUAUG